Messenger RNA from Lagopus leucura (white-tailed ptarmigan), 2738 nucleotides. It is a transcript of the gene DGLUCY, whose product is annotated as D-glutamate cyclase. NCBI's taxonomy places the organism in Eukaryota, Metazoa, Chordata, Aves, Galliformes, Phasianidae. Gene Ontology annotation, biological process: glutamate metabolic process. Gene Ontology annotation, molecular function: D-glutamate cyclase activity. The coding region runs from base 13 to 1890 and encodes 625 amino acids. The record is from RefSeq and is a predicted model, not a curated record. The transcript is spliced from 13 exons.
GGCACGGCUCGGAUGGAGUCAGGUCGCGCUGCCCACCUCCUUGAGCCGAGGCAGCGGGAGAGCAGCCGCCCGCCCGGCACGCCGGCCGAACAGAUGCUUUUGACUGGAGGUUUGAAAUCUCUCCUUCCUCAUUUGCGAAGAAUAAUUCAUUGCAGCAGAGUUCAUAACAGGAAUAUUUCUGGAAUGGCAGAAGGGGCUACAAUUUGCAACUCAGCAUUACAUUUUAAGUUGAAGAAUUCCACAAUUCCAGGCUACAAACAGGCCAGUGUCGUGAUUUUGCACAAGUCCCUUGCUGAUGACUUCGAGAAGUUCUGCCAUGCAAACAGUGGAGCACUGCCACUCCUACACAGAAGUAAACCAGGGGAAUGGAAGUGCCCUUCUCUGAAUAGUGAUUCUGAUAUCAGAACUGACUGCCUGCAGUACAGAAAGUAUGAGUACGGAGCUUUUACUGGAUCUCUAAAAAGUCUAAAGGAUUAUUCUGAACAACUGAAGGACAUGGUGGCUUUCUAUUUAGGCUGCAGCUCUAGUUUUGAAAAAGUACUUCAAGCUGCUGGCAUUCCUCUAAGAAAUGUUGAUCAAAAAUGUAGCAUAAGCAUGUAUAAGACAGCUGUGCCAUGCUACGCUAUUUCUACUUUUUGCUGCAACUUAGUUGUCACAAUGAGACCAAUUCCUGAAAGCAAAUUGGAAGCAGCUGUGCUAGCAACAUCUGAAUUAAAAAAAGAAAAUCAUGGAGCACCAAUUCACAUUGGUAACCCUGGUCUGCUGGGAAUACAAGAUCUUUCCAAGCCAGACUACGGAGAUCCAGUUCACCUUCACCCUGGUGAUAUCCCUGUGUUUUGGGCCUGCAGCGUAACAGGAAUAGAAGCAGUCAUCAACUGCAGAUCUCCAUUGGUUUUUACUCAUUCUUCUGGCUGCAUGUUCAUUACUGACCUGAAGAAUGACAGUGUUAUGCUCAGAUCCUCAAGAGAAGUCCCACAAGUCCAUUGCAUUUCACAAGAUCCUUUGCAUUAUAGUAUGGUGUCUGCAGAAGCAGCAAAAAAGAUAAAGACUCUAGAGAGCCUAAUUGGAAUAGAUCCAGGCAAUCGUGGCAUCCUUCAUUUACUCCGCCCUGGUGAGCUGCUGAAGGCCUGCCUGUCCCUGUCCCAUGCUCGGUCCGUGUUGGUAACCACCGGGUUUCCCACCCACUUCAAUUACGAGCCGCCAGAAGAGAACGACGGGCCCCCAGGAGCCCUUGCUAUUGCGGCCAUGUUGCAGGCCUUGGAGAAAGAUGUAGCCAUAGUAACAGAUCAGAGAGCCAUGGAUCUGAAUAAAAAGAUUAUUGAAGAGGCUGUGCAAAUAGGAGUCCUGAAGGAACCUGUCCCGUUGCUGAGUUAUCAGAGGGAAAGUGCUGAUUCAGCUUUAACAUUUUUGUGUGAGAAUGGGAAUCCCAGAAGACCUAGAUUUGAUCACCUGAUAGCAAUAGAGCGUGCCGGGAUAGCUGCUGAUGGCAAUUACUACAAUGCCAGGAAAAUUAAUAUUAAACAUCUUGUAGAUCCCAUAGAUGAACUGUUUUUAGCUGCACAAACCAUUCCAGGAAUAACAACAACAGGUGUUGGAGAUGGAGGAAAUGAAUUAGGAAUGGGCAAGGUAAAAGAUGCUGUAAAGAAGCACAUUAAAAAUGGAGAUGUUAUAGCUUGUGAUGUUGCAGCUGACUUUGCUGUUGUAGCUGGCGUCUCUAACUGGGGAGGCUAUGCCAUUGCUUGUGCUCUGUAUAUUCUCAGCACCUGUGAAAUACAUGAUCGCUAUCUGAGGAGAGCCAUUGGGUUUUCUCAGUCACCAAAGAAAACAGCCUGGCUGUCCGCACUUCCAUCAGUUACAAAGCAUUCCUUCCACGAAACCCAGAGACCGUAACAACUAAAUGAAGAUGACUUCCUCAGAAUGUGUGUUAUUUCUCUGCAGCCUUAUGGAAUUGUUCAGGUUGGAAAAGACUUUAAAGAUCAUCAAGUCCGACCGCAACUUAACCAUACUACCCUAACUCUAAGAACCCUUCGCUAAAUCACGUCCUUCAUGUUAAAGCAACAUCACGACUGCACUGCAGCAGAACUCAGAACCGCAGUGCUCUCUAUUCCCACUCAACUGAAUACGAAGAUUAUUCUAAAUUACCCUUUACAUAUAUUUUACUAAGAGAUACAGAGAAGCAUUUGUUGAUUGCUGAGAACUUUAUCAGGUGGAAAUAUCUUGACCAAUGUAGUUUUACUUACCUUCCACAGCUGUGGAGGUUGAGUCACAGCUGAGUCAGUUCAUGAGGCUGGUUUGAUUUUUUUAUAUUCUUUUAUAUUUUUUUAUAUUCUUAGAGCUUUUCUGAGACGAAUGUAAAGAAAGAUGUUAAAACCUCUUUCAGAGUUGUUGUCUGCACGAUCAUGAGCAAUAUAUAAAGGUGUCAUUUGCUUUAGUGUUCUUUAUCAAAUUUUUCAUUCACGAGCGAGUUUUUCCAUGAAGUAAAUGCAAAUUACCAAGUUCCUUUUCUAUGAAUUUGGUGGGUUUGGAUUUCAUUGGAGUUCUUUUUUUUUAUUUCUGAUUUCCUCACUCCCAACAUAAGCAUUUACUAAUCAGAGUACUGUGAGUAAACUGCAGCACUUUACAGACCACACUGCAUGUUGUGUAUGUUUCUUACAAGUUCAACAAUAACAUUUGUUGAUAGAGUACUGUAUCAAGCAUAGUUUCAUAACGUUAAGUAAGCAAGACCAUUUCCCCCAUGU